This is a messenger RNA of Sphaeramia orbicularis (orbiculate cardinalfish), 1587 nucleotides long. It is a transcript of the gene ribc1, whose product is annotated as RIB43A domain with coiled-coils 1. The coding region runs from base 16 to 1200 and encodes 394 amino acids. The transcript is spliced from 7 exons. NCBI's taxonomy places the organism in Eukaryota, Metazoa, Chordata, Actinopteri, Kurtiformes, Apogonidae. The record is from RefSeq and is a predicted model, not a curated record.
CAACUACAGGAUGUAAUGUUGUAUGUGGGGUCUCUUCAAACAGGUUUACUUGAGUUUGUCACAAUGUACAAAGUGGAUUUGCCUGUAGAUGACUCCACAGAAAGGGUUGUGGAGAGGCGGAGGUCUGCAGAAACAGCACGCAAAGCCCGAAUCUUUAACUCCCGACUCCGGGUGAUAGGCAUCGACUCUGAUGCUCUUAACCAGCAGGUCCAUGAGAAAAACCAUCAGCAAAACAUGGAGAAACAACGGGACAAGGCUUUUGAUAACCUCCGACUGAGUCAUGAUGAAGCACUGCUGCAACAAGAUAUUAAUGAAAAAGAGAAGCGAGCAGCUUUACAGUCUGAUCUGACUCAGUACUGGGCCACUUAUCAACGUGUGGAGGACUCUCGUGAUGCUGAUCUCAAAUGUGACCUGAAGAGGGCAUUGAGGAUCACCAUUCCAGAGAGUGAGCUGGGCCCUGCCAGUAUGCAAAUGUUUGAGGGAGAGGGUAUAGGAGAGGAACAAAAAAGGAAAGAACAAAUAAAAAUGACAGAAAGAGAUCUACGAGCACAGAAGGAAGACAAUGAGAGAAGACGGAUGAGAGAGAAUCACCAAGCCAUGCUUGUAGGCAAGGAGCUGGUGUAUCAAGACCUUAGAGGGGUUCAGCUGCGUGCACUAGAAGAGGAGUGUGCAAAAGCUACUCGCAUUGCACUUGACAACUACAAUCAGGCUCUGGCUGCAGAACAGGCAGAAAAACUGAAGGAACAGCGCAGGAGAGAGGAAAGAGAGAAUCUUGAUGAGAUUUGGCACACAGCGACAUCUGACAUGAUGACAGAGUGUGCAGAGGCAGCAGAACGAGGGCCCGGAGGAGGACGGCCUCCUCAGGUGUUGACAGACAGGUGGAAGGGGAUGAGCCCUGAGCAGCUGAGUGCCAUCCACAGGGAAAGAGACGCACAGCGACGUGAGAAACAGAGACAGCGUGACCAAGAGAAGUUUCUGGAAGCAGCUUUGGCCAUGCAGCGUCUGAAGCUUACGAAGGAAGCAGAGGAAGAGGAGAAGAGAGCAGCAGAGCUGACGAGACAGAAGAGGAUUGAGUUGGAUCAGUACAACAUGCUGCUGGCUAAAGAACAGCAGGCACAUCAGGAGUACCUGAACAAGAAGUUAUACACCAACAAACCUACUAAGGACUACUUUAAUCAGUUCAACACCAGCUCUCGUUGAUCACUCCAUCUGACAAAGGCACGUACUGAUUUGUCCAAGUAAAUAAAAUCUAAUACUUCUUACAUUCGAGCUCAGUGUGAAUUGAAUGUUGUGUAUUUUGUCCAGUCUGUUGUGAUGAUUACAUUGGCUUAAACUAUCGACAGAAAGGGGACUCUUGUUUUGGUACAGAUUGUUCCACGUUCUUUAUUUUUCAGUCAUAUAUCCAGUUACAGUGGUAGAUUCAUAAUGCAGUUACAGUUCUAUCGGCCCCAUAUGUGGCACGAGUCCACCCAACUCCUGUCUGUCACCCAUGACACAAGUAGGUCCCAUCAGUCCCGUUGUGUUAACGGUUCACGCCGUACACCACAAAGAGGCACAUCUCCAGCACGAGUGACAUUCUCCUCUCAU